AAUCUUUUUCAGUGGAAGAAAAAGCCGGAACGGUAGAAAGUGUUUUGACACCAGAGGAUGCCGAUAUUGCUUUUCAAACAGCAUCCGAGUCCAUGUGUCGACUUAAUCUUGAUGCUGCCAGGUUGAUGCAUAAGUUGGGUACCAGCUGGCCUACGUAACUCCGCUUUGCUGGUUCGUGAUGAGAUGGUCUUUGCUGUAGUAUGGUGCGCACUCGGCAACGGAUGUGACGGGCUUCGGAAUUGUUGCCCACGCGCGCAAUCAAGCCAAAUCACAGCGAGAAGAUGUAUCCUUUGAGCUACACACGCUUCCAAUUAUCAAAAAUAUGGCUAAAGUAAACGAGGCGAUUCGAAACACUUUUAGGUUGCUGGAAGGUUUUGCGGCCGAAACUUCGGGUGACUUGCUGCUUUGUCUGCCUGCAGAGAACGCCAAUGCUUUCAUCAGCGAGCUUCUAGAGCUAGACAGCAAACCUGCUUGGGUGGUUGGACGUGUUGUUGUUAGUUCAAAGGACGCGUAUAUUUUGCCAAACCCAGCAUGUCGACAUUUUAGAUUAAAUGGUAUUCUGCACAGCGAGAAUUGUCCAUUAAUUUCCUUUUUCUGAGUCAAAGUCGACAAUAAAAUUGGGAUGGAAAAAAGGCUGGAAUGUGCACUUAUUUGGAUGUAACACGCAUUGGAUUUGUUUCAAGACAUCAAGCCCACAUAUUUGUUGACAAAGCAUUACAAUUCUCUUCGACUGAGCAUUAUUUGACCGUCAAACUGUUUGUCUUCCUUACAUUCUUGAUCAAGUGUAAAAUGUCAAAAGUUGAAAUGUCUUGUAAAACUCAUGAUCACGCAAUAUUCUAUGAAUUAAAG
Molecule: messenger RNA, 849 nt
Organism: Plasmopara halstedii
Lineage: Eukaryota; Oomycota; Peronosporomycetes; Peronosporales; Peronosporaceae
Product: water dikinase
Exons: 1
Coding region: 323-598 (91 amino acids)
Biological process (GO): L-selenocysteine biosynthetic process
Cellular component (GO): cytoplasm
Molecular function (GO): selenide, water dikinase activity; ATP binding
Source: RefSeq, a predicted model, not a curated record